This is a messenger RNA of Cucumis melo (muskmelon), 1131 nucleotides long. Its product is annotated as tyrosine-protein phosphatase DSP3. Lineage: Eukaryota; Viridiplantae; Streptophyta; Magnoliopsida; Cucurbitales; Cucurbitaceae. Gene Ontology annotation, molecular function: phosphatase activity. The transcript has 5 exons. Gene Ontology annotation, biological process: protein dephosphorylation. Bases 159 to 761 code for a protein of 200 amino acids. Gene Ontology annotation, cellular component: cytoplasm. The record is from RefSeq and is a predicted model, not a curated record.
GGUUUGAGUUCUUGAAGAAACGGAGUCGUAAAUCUUCGAGAUUUUGCUAUAUAUACAUUAGAUUUUGGAUUCAUCGCUAAGUUUUCGCUGAUAUCUCUCUUCCCUCUUUCCGAUUCUCUCCAAUUUAUUUUGCUUUUCAAUCCUUCACCCCAACAACAAUGAAGCUCCAAGUCGCCGACCACGAUCUCAACGCCCUUCUUCUUCCUCCCCCUAACUUCUCCAUGGUCGAAGACGGCAUUUUCCGGUCCGGCUUCCCUCAGCCCUCCAAUUUCCCCUUCCUCCGCAGCCUCAACCUCCGCUCCAUCAUAUAUUUGUGUCCUGAACCCUACCCUGAGGAGAAUUUGGAGUUUCUUAAAGCUAAUAAUAUCAAGCUUUUUCAAUUCAAAAUCGAAGGAAAAAAGGAGCCUUUCGUUUCAAUUCCGAAGGAUGCUAUUCUUGAAGCACUAAAAAUUCUAAUUGAUGUUAGGAAUCAUCCCAUUUUGAUCCACUGCAAGCGUGGAAAGCAUCGAACAGGGUCCCUCGUUGGUUGCCUGAGGAAGUUUCAGAACUGGUGCUUGACAUCGGUGUUCGAGGAGUACCAGCGAUUUGCAGGGAUAAAAUCGAGGGCAACGGAUCUACAAUUCAUCGAGACAUUCGACGUUGGGUCUCUGAGACAAUGUGUUUACAGCAUCAUAUACCAGUACCAAGGUUAUAGCUCAAACAAGAGGAGGCUGUUGUAUAGAGAAGAAAACUUGCAAAAGCCUCAAACAACAAAAGUUUAGAACCAAAAUUUCAAUCCACACAAGAACUCAACCUUCCUUUAUUGCACAUAAUUUGAAGUUCUUGUCAAACAAUCGAGUCUAUGGUUCCCCAUUUUUAGGGUCCCACUGAUUGCUUUUUUUUUUUUUUUUUUUUUUUUGCCAAUUUUUUAUCGUAAGAAAAAAGAAGAAGGACAAACAAAAACAAAGUUUAUGGAAACUAUUAUUUCCUGAGUCUUAGAAGUUCAAGAAUAGCUCAUCUAAUUGAUUGUUUUUUUUUUUUUCUUAAAAAAAAAAAUGUAUAGUUUCAUUGGAUGCUUCCUAUUAUUUGAUGAUAACUAUAUAUUUAGGAAUUUUUUUUUCUUUCAAUUUUAUUAACAUGGGUGGUUUUGCA